This is a messenger RNA of Sceloporus undulatus (fence lizard), 2350 nucleotides long. Its product is annotated as zinc finger protein 471-like. Bases 510 to 1928 code for a protein of 472 amino acids. NCBI's taxonomy places the organism in Eukaryota, Metazoa, Chordata, Lepidosauria, Squamata, Phrynosomatidae. The transcript has 4 exons. The record is from RefSeq and is a predicted model, not a curated record. Gene Ontology annotation, molecular function: DNA-binding transcription factor activity, RNA polymerase II-specific; RNA polymerase II cis-regulatory region sequence-specific DNA binding. Gene Ontology annotation, cellular component: nucleus. Gene Ontology annotation, biological process: regulation of transcription by RNA polymerase II.
GGGGCUGAUUUUUUUGGGGGGGAGGGGAAGGUUUGAGCAGAAAGCACUCCGCCUCUAACUAUAUCCUUUUCCCUUUCAGUUAUUUCCAGUUCUGCUCCUUUGGAGAGGCGGAAGGAAAGAAGGAAGGAAGGAAGGAAGGAAGGAAGGGGGUCUUUGGAGACAGCAGCAGGAAAGGAUCUAUAUCCCAGCUUUCUCCCAGAGUGGGAUGGGGGUGUACUUGGUUGAGGAGGAAUGAGAUCUCCUGGAUCUGGGAUAGAGAGAUCCCUACAUGGACAUCAGAAUGGAGGACGAUGGGAAGGUGGCUUCUCCAGCUGCAGGUGGUUAAAUCUGUGGGUAAAGAAUCCAUGGAUAUAGAGGGCUGUCUGUCUGUUCUGAGGGAAUACCUGAUAACACUAUGACCCACUUACAGUAACAAGCGAUAUAGUGAGGAUGAUUGGGAAGGAGCUCUGUCAGAAAGGAACAAGAAUAAACCAGGAAAAGAGACUUUGGAAUAUCAAAAGAAAGGACAAAUGAACAAAGGAAAGCAAUCAAAGAAAGGAAUGGAGGACUUGUUUGCUUCUCAGGAUUCUGACACAUGUGAAAUCCUGACCAUCCUGGAAAAUGUCACAAGUGAAAGCAGAGAAGAGUGUUGUUUCAGUGCAAAAAAAUUCAGAAGUAAAUGGCAUUUAAGACAGAAAAGAAUCCACCCAAAGGUGAAACCCUGUAAAUGCAUGGAAUGUGGAAAGAACUUCAUUAAUAGUGGAAAUCUAAAGUUACAUCAAAGAACUCACACAGGAGAAAAACCAUAUGCUUGCAUGGAAUGUGGAAAGCGCUUCAGUCAGAGUGGGCAUCUUCAGUCCCAUCAGAGAACCCACACAGGGGAGAAACCUUAUGAGUGCAUGGGAUGCGGGAAGUGCUUCAGUCAGAAAGAACAUCUCCGUUCACAUCAGAGAACCCACACAGGGGAGAAACCUUAUAAAUGCACUGAAUGUGGAAGGAGCUUCAGUCAGAAUGGAAAUUUGCGGUCACAUCAGAGAACCCAUACAGGAGAGAACCCAUAUGAGUGCAAGUCACAUGAAGUAAAACCACAUACAAGAAUAAAACCAUAUACAUGCAUGGAAUGUGGAAAGAGCUUCUGUCAGAAUGUUAAUCUGCGUUCACAUCAGAGAAGCCACACAGGGGAGAAACCUUACAAAUGCAUGGACUGUGGAAAGAGCUUCACUAGUAGUUCAUCAUGUUUGAUACACCAGAGAACCCACACAGGGCAUAAACCUUAUAAAUGUAUGGAAUGUGGAAAGAGCUUCAGUUUGAGUGGAUCAUUUAUUAAACACCAAAGAACCCACACAGGGGAGAAACCUUAUAAGUGCCCAGAAUGUGGAAAGAGCUUCAGUAUCAGUGGAAAUUUACGUUCACAUCAAAGAACCCACACAGGGGAGAAACCUUUUAAAUGUAUAGAAUGUGGGAAAAGUUUCAGUACAAAAGGAGGUCUAGAUGUACAUCGAAGAAUCCACACAGGAGAAAAACCAUACAUGUGCAUGGAAUGUGGAAAGAGCUACAAUUCAAGGUCACAUCUACAUAGACAUCAAAGAAUCCACACAGGGGAGAAACCACAUAAAUGCACAGAAUGUGGAAGGGGCUUCCGCCAGAAAGAACAACUCCGUUCACAUGAGAGGACCCACACGGGGGAGAAACCAUAUAAAUGUCUGGAAUGUGGGAAAGGCUUCAGUCACAGUGGAAGUCGAACUUUACAUCAAAGAAUCCACACAGGAGAGAAACCUUAUGAAUGUACGGAAUGUGGAAAGUGCUUCAGUAUCAGAGAAAAUCUGCGCUCCCAUCAAAGAAUCCACACAGGGGAGAAACCUUACAAAUGUCUGGAAUGUGGGAAGAGCUUCAAUCGGAACGAACAUCUGCGUUUACAUCAGAGAACCCACAUGGGACCAAAACAUUAAUUGCAUUAAUUGUGGUAAGAUUGUCAGUAGUAGUUCAUCUUUGAUAUAUUAAUAAUUUGCAUGGAGGUGAAACCAUAUAAAUGUAUGGACUAUGAAAAGACCUUCCAUAAUAGCGGAAAACUAUCAAAGAACCCACAGAGGGACGAAACCUUAUAAAUGAAUUGAAUGUGGAAAGAGCAUCUGUCAGAAUGGUACUUUGAGGAUUGGCAGGGGUCAUUCCAUGCGCUGAAUACUCUGUGAUUGUCACCUGCACUUUUGCUUGAAGGCACUACAAGUAUAUGUACUUGUACAGCUGUUCGUAAAGUUUUUCUUUUUAAUUUUUUAAAUUUCCUUAUAGCAUUAGAAUUCAAAGAUGUAGCCAUGUUAGUCUGUAGAAUCAGGGGCCUGUUACAGACUGCCAAAAUAAAGCUGCUUUGAGUCUC